This is a messenger RNA of Columba livia (rock pigeon), 5213 nucleotides long. It is a transcript of the gene TTL, whose product is annotated as tubulin tyrosine ligase. NCBI's taxonomy places the organism in Eukaryota, Metazoa, Chordata, Aves, Columbiformes, Columbidae. Bases 211 to 1347 code for a protein of 378 amino acids. Gene Ontology annotation, cellular component: spindle microtubule. Gene Ontology annotation, biological process: microtubule cytoskeleton organization; protein modification process. The transcript has 7 exons. Gene Ontology annotation, molecular function: tubulin-tyrosine ligase activity. The record is from RefSeq and is a predicted model, not a curated record.
UGGUUCUGCUUCCGGAAACGCCCCCUCACCUCCUUCAGGGCCAGGUUAGGGCAGCCGGUGCGUGGGGGCAGUGGCCCCGGCCAUGCGGAGCCGGGCCGGACUGCGGCGGCCGCGCAGGGCCGUGCCUGGGCUGUGGCGAGACACCAUGGGCCUGGGGCGCCCCUCGCGCUGCCGGGGGUAGGAUGGGUUGUUCCCCCUUUCCCCGCCGCCAUGUACACCUUCGUGGUGCGGGACGAGGGCAGCAGCGUGUACGCCGAGGUGAGCCGACUGCUCCUUGCCAGCGGGCAGUGGCGGCGCCUCCGGAGGGACAACCCCCGCUUCAACCUGAUGCUGGGCGAGAGGAACCGGCUUCCCUUCGGCAGACUGGGCCAUGAGCCUGGACUUGUGCAGCUGGUGAAUUACUACAGGGGAGCAGACAAGCUGUGCCGCAAAGCAUCUCUGGUGAAGCUAAUCAAGACAAGCCCUGAACUAUCAGAGUCCUGCACGUGGUUCCCCGAGUCAUAUGUGAUUUACCCAACAAACUUGAAGACCCCCGUGGCUCCGGCACAGAAUGGAAUUUGCCAUCUCAUAAACAACACAAGGACAGAUGAGCGGGAAGUCUUCUUGGCAGCUUACAACAGGCGUCGGGAAGGCAAAGAAGGCAAUGUGUGGAUCGCCAAGUCCUCAGCUGGUGCCAAAGGGGAAGGGAUCUUGAUUUCUUCAGAGGCUGCAGAGCUUCUGGACUUCAUCGAUGAGCAGGGGCAAGUGCAUGUGAUUCAGAAAUACCUGGAGAAGCCUCUGCUUUUAGAGCCAGGGCAUCGCAAGUUUGACAUCAGGAGCUGGGUUCUCGUGGAUCAUCAAUAUAAUAUCUACCUCUACAGAGAGGGUGUCCUGCGGACCUCUUCCGAACCGUAUAACAGUGCUAAUUUCCAGGACAAAACCUGCCACUUGACCAAUCACUGCAUUCAGAAGGAAUAUUCCAAAAACUACGGGCGUUAUGAGGAAGGGAAUGAAAUGUUCUUUGAGGAGUUCAACCAGUAUCUGAUGGAUGCUCUGAACACAACGCUUGAGAACAGCAUCUUACUGCAAAUCAAACACAUAAUAAGAAGCUGCCUUAUGUGUAUAGAGCCUGCAAUCAGCACAAAGCAUCUUCACUACCAGAGCUUCCAGCUCUUUGGCUUUGACUUCAUGGUGGAUGAGGAGCUGAAGGUCUGGCUGAUAGAAGUAAAUGGGGCCCCAGCCUGUGCCCAGAAGCUGUAUGCAGAGCUCUGCCAAGGAAUUGUGGAUGUAGCCAUCUCUAGCGUUUUCCCCCUCAAUGACACUGGGCAAAAGACAAACCAGCCAUCAUCGAUCUUCAUCAAGCUGUGAUGACAACAAGAAUGCCUCUGCUGUGCACAGGGAGAGAUUGCAUCCCUAGGGUCAGCACAGUUCAGUGGCUUCUCUCAGUACCAUGCCAAAAAGUGGGACAGGCAUCUUAUUUCCUGGAAAAUCAUGGGGAAAAAUCAACAAAACAGGUAUCCACACAGAGCUGCAAUGAUCCAGAGCUGCUCAGACAACUCUGCCUGCAUUCACUAAAAUUCACUUCAGAAACAGCUCGUGUGACUUUGGUAUCUGAAACAAAUCUCUCUGGGAGAACAACAAAAUAACCCUAGAAUGAAGCCCCAACAGGAAUACUAUAAUACUGUAUUAGCUCCUCCUUUUCUAUAGAGAUAACAUUGGGCUUUUUAAGGAAAUGGAGCAAAAAGUACAAUGAUCUUCUGGGGCAUCAUGACUGGGAAGUUCUCCUCCUGCUGUGUUUCUUCUUUCCUCACCUACUCCAUCAUUAGUGCCUUAGCUCAGCUCCUAAUAGGUGACUGCUUUCCUUUGUUCUUGCUUUGUUACAUAUAAUAGAAAGGAGCAAGCUCUCUUGCAUCGCAGGAUGCCUGAAACCAGGAACACUGAGAAUCCAGUUUCCUUAGGUCAUUUUCCAAGUUGGUUGGCUGAACACCCAGACAGUGGCUGGCAAAAGGGUGCUGAACUGCAGGUGAUUAAUUAAUUCAAACAAGGAAGACAAUUCUGUUUAUAUAUAGCUAUCCCUUUUCCUAAUGAGAUUUGGGUCAGUGUCCAUCCCAGUCUGAUGCAGUUGGUUUCUGUUUAAAGGAGAUAGAGACACCCCCUUGGGGCUCACUGUCAGGCUACAGGAUUUCUAGCAUCACUUCUGUGCUGUGUUUCAAAUAGCAGAACUUUACUCCUCAGUUUCUUCUGAGACACUGCAGCAAAUUUACGCUCUUCUCUCAGCUUUUACCUUCAUGCAUUUGAGGCUUGAACCUGAAACCUUUCAACCCAAAUUUUUAUCCCAUUUGAUCCAGCCAAUAUUAUCCUCCUCAUUUGACAAACACUGAAAUUUUCUGCCCUGAACACAGUCCACAGCUCGGUCCCAGCUGGCAGGGAGGUGGGUGAGGUUUUGGAAACCAGGUGUGCCACACAGCUGGGAAGGUAGGUGUUUUUUGAGGGAGGGGAGGUUAAAUUCUUUGAGGUCCCUGAAUUUCAGAGCUAACAUCUACUCUGAGUAUAACCUAAAUCCCUGGCAUAUCGCCCAGCCUGUGAAGUGUAUCUGCAUUUUCAGUAUGAGCCCAGAAAAUCCCUCCUAAGCUAGAGCUCUUUGGAGGGCACAGUGGCACUUGUAACAGCAGUGAGUUUUGGGCGGGUGGGGUCAGCCCUGCUGCCUCUGGCAGGGAGAUAUGUUUGUCACCUAAAUAAACUGGUUCUUGUUCCCAAAACAAGCAAACAAGAAGAGAUUGUGGAGGUUACAAGCUUCUGGCUGCCUGUGUGUAAUGGAAAGUGAAUCAAGCAGUGGGAUUUCUGCAUCCCUUAGAAGAUCCUAGCGCUUUGGUGUAUUCAUCUCUGCUUGUGAUGGAGAUUUCAAAGGCCUUCAUGCCAGCAGAUAAUCCUGACACCUUUCUGUAGGCGGGACUGAAGUGCCCAGGCAUCCUUGGAGUGAUUAAUUUUGAUUGUGCAGUCAUGGGAUGAACAUUCAUUGUUACAUGCUGUGAAUCCACAAGUGGCACCAUUUCACAGUGGGCCACUAAAAUCCAGGAGUGAUCCAAGUGCUUAGCAAAACCGCAUGGGAGGAUUGCAGAGAGGGCACAUCCCAAAGAACCACACAAGCACCUCUGAAGUUUUCAAUGCCCUAAAAGGCAGCAUGAAUCUGUCUGCGGGGGAUGUGGUGGGUGCAGGGUGCACUGACACAUGCUGAGAAAUGACAGGGAGCAGUGAGAAAUGACAGGAGCUGUGAGAAAACAGGACUCUGGCUUUGUUCCAUUGUGCUGCAAGUGCUGGCAGGUGGCUUCACUUCCAGUGAGACUGUGAAUACCAGGUCUGGUCUUGGGAUCUGGGCCUUGUGGGUGUUCAGAAGACAGACCAUGAAUGCGUCAGUUUGUGAGAUGGGAAACACUGGGCGAUAAGCUGGAAGACAGGUGUGGAGGAAGGACUGUUUGGGUAUUUUAACCUUAAGAUAGCACACAGGUAUCAAAAUUUAACUGCAGGCCAGGUAAAGCAUAAUGGUAACACACCAAGGCAAAACGUACUUUGUAAUGGUUGUUACUCAACUUGCACCACGUCUCCUUUGGCAUUUUCACAUGUUAGGUCAUGUCAGCUUAUUUUUACACCUUUUUGCCCGGCAGAGGGAAGAUCUAAUAGCAACUGCCCUGAGGUGACAGAGGAGACAUUGGGCUCUCACAAGCUCUAGGGCAGAUGAGAACAGAGCGCAAAGUGAAAAGAGAAAAUUUUCCCAAUCAUAAUGAAAUGAGAAGUUCUCAUGUUCUGGAGUGCCAGACCCAUCCUUCUUUUCCCCUCAAAAGGGAAAUUAAACUGAAUCACCCCCUUACUGCACAGUAAUGUGAGAUUCCUGCUGAUGUAGUGGGAUAAGGGCAAGAAAGCUGUCUGGAUGCAGGCAAAAGCAGUGGGCCCAAUUGGAGGACCUGGUACCACUGGAAGGAGCAGUGACUCGGGAACCUCUGCCUGACUCCGAGGCCUUUUCAUCCCCUUUUGCCACUAUGCAAUCUGGGGUGAAAAAUCAGCAGCUGGCCGUUUUUGCUGCUCAGCUGAAAGUGGGGCUUCAACUUGAUGGCAGACCCAUGACCAUAGACAAUGCAGUUAUUCAUACCCUGCCUUUUCAGCUGGGCUUAGGGGAGAUAGUGAUUCAAGGAUGUUUUAAUCAUUGGUUUGUUUGCUGAAUUAUUCAGAAAUAAGCAAUGUCCUCUGGAGGAAAACAGCAGGUAUCGUGUGUAUUUAGCAUGUGCUCUCAAAGUGCUUUCCAAGGUAAAGCACAGGAGGUAGAUGGUGAAGGACAGACAGCACAGUGCCUAAGGUCUUGCUCAAAAUAUUAGCUAUGAGGUGGAGAUGAGGAUGUGUGUAUGCCUGAGGCCUAAGCAUUGCAGCUGUGAGUGUACCUUGCAAGUGAUGCUCACAAGGUCUUAUGAGACUUUUUUUUAGGAAUACACAACAAUAAAUGUUUUCUAGCUUACUUCAGCUAAAAGGACAAUAGAAAAGGUCUUACUCUCUUUCCUGAGCUUUCACGAAGGAUGGUGCUGCGUUUCCACCUAGCAUAUUGCAGAAUGUCUCUACUCUUAGUUGUAUCCCUUCAUGUCCGCCAUGAAAAAUUUCAGGCCCAGGUGCUCUGGCUGCAUUUUCCAGCAGGGUGUGGUCCCACUGGGCUGUAGGUUUCAGGUGAUUCCCAUGUGGCUUGUCAUAUACCAGGUUAGUCGUGAUUAUCGUGCAACAGCUGUUGUGCUCCUGCCAAAAUCCAGUGGCUGGCCACAGCCCACAGAAAAUGCUGGAGAAGUCUAAGAAAGGGUCAAAAACUGCUUCAUGCAGGUGGCCUGGCUUCUCAGCCCUGCUGUGACCAGCACCCUUCAGGACUGCUUGCAUGUCACUGCUCCCAGGAUUUCUUGUUCUCCACAAGCAGCUCUCCCCCGAGAAGAGCAACAGUGUGCCAUACAUAGGUUCAUAAUCAUGUCUCGGAGUCCAUUAUGGCAGCCCUCAGAAAACCUUGGUGUUGAGACGACAGCGGUUAUGUAUGGUGCUGCCAAGCUGGGAGCCUGACAGGCUCUGUAUCAUGUCCCCAACUCUGGAUUGUGUCCCCAGCUGCCUUCAUGUCAGCAUGUACUUGCGGGCCAUCAGGUGCCUGAGCUAGUGGAUCUCUGGUGACCCUAUCCACAUCUCUCCUAAACCACCAUUAAAACAUGCAAACCCCA